GGUGAUAGAACCUACUGAGGAGGAAGGUGACUAUUGAGGACGAGGAUGCUGUGGAGGAGGAGGAGGAUUCAGGUGAUACUAAGCCUGUUGGGGAGGAUCAAAUUGGAGCUGGCAUUGUUAAGGAGUAUCAAGCUGUUAAUGUUGAGGCCGAGCAGGAUGGGGGUGCUGAUGAAGGUGACGCCUGGGGUGAUGUGCGUUAAAGUAAUCAGCUUGAUAAUGCCCGAAAUUCUUUCCAAUCGCUUCAUACUAGUAGUAGACAUCCUUAAUCCUAAACGCUUAGUCCAAACAACAGAUCGUCAUAUUUAGUCCUCAUCCCCAAUCAUGAAUGCUGGGCCUAAUUAAUAAGAAGCCAAACCUGACUUUAGUUCUAUCGUCAAUGUGUAAAACCGUUUCUAAUCCCCCGUGUCUGGAAUAGUACCCUUGAAGCUGCAUAAUCUCUGACUUCCCUAUCGACCGACGAUGAGUCCCCGGGUUUAAAGGU
Messenger RNA from Ilyonectria robusta, 481 nucleotides. RefSeq lists its product as uncharacterized. The transcript has a single exon. The record is from RefSeq and is a predicted model, not a curated record. The coding region runs from base 46 to 306 and encodes 86 amino acids. Lineage: Eukaryota; Fungi; Ascomycota; Sordariomycetes; Hypocreales; Nectriaceae.